ACCUUUCUCAUGACCCAAAUGGUCAGUCGCCCAACUGACUCUAACCUCUAAGACCGAGGCAGUGAGCUCAGAGUAAGAUGCAUGCAUAACUCACAGGCCAAGCCUGCCAUGCUGUUAGAUUCUUCGAGCAUCUUUACACAUACGAUCGAAGUCCAGCAUACAUACUACCGGGAGAACAAAACAGAUGCCACUCCCAAGCCUUUUUAGAGCCUUCGCGAUCUCUUCCCCUCCCUAUCCUCGCCGGCCCCCGGCUGUUCCGACGCUCCGCCGCCGCGCUUCCCUGGUCGGAGCGCUUUGGGUGCUGAGCCUCGGCACCGUCGCCGCGCUCUCCUACAGGACGGGGUGCGCUCAGUCCCACUGCCGCUUCUUCCCUUUCCUCAAGUCAAAAUUCAUCAAUCAACCAACUGCAAGACAUCUUCGUUCUACAGGAAUGGAGGCUGCAUCCACCACAGUUCCUGCUAUUGUUGUUUAUGUUACUGUUCCAAACAAAGAAGCAGGCAAGAAGCUUGCUGAGAGCAUAAUUAUGGAAAAGCUUGCUGCAUGUGUGAAUCGAGUCCCAGGCAUCGAGUCUGUUUAUUGGUGGGAUGGUAAGGUUCAAAGAGAUUCUGAGGAAUUACUCAUAAUCAAGACAAGGGAAUCCCUCCUGAAUGCCUUGACAGAACAUGUUAAAGCCAACCAUGAAUAUGAGGUCCCCGAAGUGAUUGCUUUGCCGAUCACUGGUGGCAACCUCAAGUACCUUGAAUGGAUCAAGAACAGUACUAGGGAUAUUUGACAUAGGAAGUUAUGAGAUGCAAAUACGUAGAGAUCUUGGGUGCAUUACAGUCGAGUGGUACGACUUCAGUGCAGUAUAGUGCGGGUAACAGAGGCUGUGUCUUAAUCAAUGCUAGAUCCUAUGCGGGUAGCUACUUUUUGAGUGCUAGGAACUAGUUGUCCAUUUUUUUUUUUGGUAGAGGAACUAGUUGUCCUUGAAUGAUCAAUACAACGCAAUCCCUCGGUGCACUUUCCAAGUUCUUAGCUCAAAACUUGCUUAGCAAUAUAUUUGUCGUAUUAAAUAUCAA
Molecule: messenger RNA, 1058 nt
Organism: Elaeis guineensis (African oil palm)
Lineage: Eukaryota; Viridiplantae; Streptophyta; Magnoliopsida; Arecales; Arecaceae
Product: protein CutA 1, chloroplastic
Biological process (GO): response to metal ion
Molecular function (GO): copper ion binding
Source: RefSeq, a predicted model, not a curated record